AUGUUUACUGACAACGCUGCCCACACGUCACUUGCCUUCGAGGAUACCCUUCCAGUCGAGGCCCCCGCUACGGCGAAGCGGUCUGAAAUUUGUCAGCCGUUCCAACAUGGCAAGUGUCGAAACGGUGCGGCGUGCCCUGAGCGGCAUGUUCUCUCCCAAUUUAAGUCCAUGCGUUUGGAGGUCUGCAAGCAUUGGCUUCGCGGCGCCUGCGUGAACGGUGAAAAUUGUGUAUAUUUGCAUGAAUACGACGAUCGUUAUGUCCCUGCAUGUGCCUUUUAUCAGCGUCUCGGUGAAUGUUCCAAUCCGGAGUGUCCAUUCCAGCACGUCGUGCAGGUGGAGCGGCAGCCGGAAUGCGCCGCUUACCGCCGAGGUUUUUGUCCAUUAGGUCCCAAGUGCCGGCUGCGGCACGUCUUCCGCCCACCGUGUGUCUUUUACCUCACAGGAUUUUGUCCGUUGGGGCCGAAGUGUGCUUUGGGCCACCCCGUACAGCAGCUUUACAACCGUAAUGACGUUAGUGAGCGGCUGCGGCAGCGGAUGCUGAUCGAGCGGGCAGACGAUCCAUCUUUCAACAAAAAUGCCACAUGUUACCGUUGCUUUGAUCCGGGGCAUCUGUCACCUAACUGUCCGGGUAUGCAAAGUGGUUUGCUCCGGCGGUUGCUGAUGGCUCUCCAGGAACCUGGAGAACAGUUGUACUUCCAGAGCGAUGGACGUGCCGCGCGGAAGUGCUGCUUUUUCUGUGGAGAAGAGGGGCAUGAGGUCCGUGACUGCCCCAAGAAGCAGAAACCCCAACAAUGGGGAGGCCACCGUCGUGGUGAUGCAACGGGAAGGCAGUAA
Trypanosoma brucei brucei TREU927 is the source of this 834-nucleotide messenger RNA. Its product is annotated as cleavage and polyadenylation specificity factor 30 kDa subunit. Bases 1 to 834 code for a protein of 277 amino acids. Gene Ontology annotation, molecular function: RNA binding; zinc ion binding. The record is from RefSeq and is a predicted model, not a curated record. NCBI's taxonomy places the organism in Eukaryota, Euglenozoa, Kinetoplastea, Trypanosomatida, Trypanosomatidae. The transcript has a single exon.